CAUUAACAAGUGCUCUGUGGGGUCUCAGCAGACUCAUGCAGCAAGGAGUAAGCACCAGGGCAGGCUGCCAAUGACUUCUCUUAGAGUAAACAUCUUAUAACAUUCUUAUAAGUGCUCUUAUCACAUACUCCCAAGAUUUCUCUUCCCUGGACAUUCUCAGCUAAAGUCACCACGCUUUAACCUGGAGUGCAAGCACUGAAGAAGCCACCACACAGUGAGACUACAGGGACUCUCUGUCUAACUUUGGAGUUUUAGAGGCCAUUUAUUAAGAACUGAUUAGAGAAUAAAAGAAGCACAUUAAUGUCUGGCGUUGUCAGGAUUCUUCAGCAACUUUUAUUAAAGCACCGCAACUUCCUGAAAGAGCUUGUUGUUGUCAAGAUUUUGGACGAAGGGGGGCAGCUCUUCAUGUUCAACAGAUGAUUGAAGAAUAGCCACUGCCUGAGGGUGUGUAAAAUAAUCCUGAAAAGGGAACAGACUCGAGCUGAAGACCAUAGAUAUUAGGAUAUAUGUCAGGAUAGAUAAAGAUGAAUCUCUUUUGGGGAUGUCGCAUGUAUCCAUCACUUGCUUUUAUAGUAGUGACUUUGAGGUUCGUAAGCUCUUCCUUUAUCAAAGUCAAUAAUGGGAUCACAGUGAUGAAAGGACAGGUUGGCUACCUAUCAGAAAAUGACCUACAGUUCUUCAGCCCCAAGGAGAAAGAUGCCUGCAAACUGGAAAUUGUUGUUAAUGAACCGAUUACCCAGAGAGUUGGAAAGUUAUCUCCGCAGGUAUUUGAUUGUCAUUUUUUGAAUAAUGAAGUCCAGUACAUUCACUAUGGCUGCCCUAUAUUGGAUGAAGAUGAAGUCAUGCUUCGACUUUACAGGUUUACAGAAACUCAAACAUUCACAGAGAACUUCAUAUUGAGGGUGAAAUUAGUGGAACCAGACUGUAAUAUUAUAAAGCUGGGACCUAAGAAAUUGGAAGUCACAGAAUUCUAUGGACUAUCGAAUAUCAUUGACAAGAACACACUGAAUUUUGACUAUGAAAAAAGAUUGAAUCUGGAAUGUACUGUCCGGGUGUCUUCUUUAGAAUCUCAUUUGCCAGCUCAUGGUCAACUUGUCACUGGAGAUCCCGUGAAAGACCAGCCCCGAGGGGAUCAUCCACACAGCUACUUAAGUAGAACCAACCAUAAGCUAAGUCCUCUGUGCAAAAGUGGAGGCUGUAUUCAAGGGCUAAAAAAGUUACAGAACACAAUAAAAGCCAGCUGUGAGGAAUUUCUUCUUAUGGGGGUGCGAUACCAGCAUUUAGACCCCCCAUCCCCAAAUAUUGACUACAUCAGUAUCAGAUUGGACCUUACUGACACCCGGAGCAAAGCUUUGUACAAGUCUGAACAUGCAUGGAUUCCCAUUCACAUUCGAGAUGCUUUACCCAAUCAGAUCCCCAAAGCAGCCUUCAUGUCAAUGUUUAUUUUAGAAGUGGACCAGUUCAUCCUCACUCCCUUCACCACUGCAGCACUUGAUGCAGAGGACAGCGAAACAAGCAAACCCCUGCUAGUCUUCAACAUCACAGUCCCUCCUCAUAAAGGAUUCAUUACUCAUCUUAGUGAUCAUACCAAGCCUAUUACAUCCUUCACAUGGAAAGAUCUCAAUGACAUGCUCAUUGCAUAUCAACCACCAAACAGCAGUCAUGUUGAAAGAAGAAACAUAGAGGUUGAAUUAGAAGUUCAUGAUUUCUUUUUUGAAAGGAGCUCACCAAUCACGGUUUACAUAUCUGUUAGAACAGCUGACACAAAUGCCCCUCGGGUAUCCUGGAAUAUGGGGCUGGAUCUCUUGGAAGGUCAGUCUCGAGCAAUGACAUGGGAACAAUUUCAAGUAGUAGAUAAUGACAACAUUAAUGCAGUUCGCCUAGUGAUUUUGGAUGGCUUGCACCAUGGAAGGAUAACUCUAAGAGGAGGAAAAGGAUUCAUGUUCACCAUUAAAGACAUACAGGAUGGAGUUGUCUGCUAUCACCAUGAUGACAGUGACACUACCAAGGAUUUUGUUGUGUUCAGGAUAUUUGAUGGACGUCACAGCAUUCGCCACAAGUUCCCAAUUAAUAUCCUUCCUAAAGAUGACAGCCCACCUUUUCUCAUCACUAACACAGUCAUUGAACUCUUGGAAGGACAGACUGUUCUCAUUCAAGGCUCAAUGCUAUGUGCCUCUGACAUGGACUCCAGCGAUGAUUAUAUUCGCUUCAAUAUCACUAAGCAGUCAGUGGCUGGAAGCAUCAUGAAGAAACCGGGACAGAAUGCCUUAGCUUAUCCUGUUACCACUUUCCUACAAAGAGACUUAUUCAAUGGCAUCAUUUACUAUCAGCAUCUUGGAGGAGAAUUUUUUGAAGAUUCAUUUGAAUUUAUCCUAUGUGAUAGUCAUACCCCUCCUAACCUGUCUGGUCCUCAGGCUGUGAUUAUACAUAUAACACCAGUGGAUGAUCAGUUACCAAAAGAGGUCCCUGGAACAAUUCGUCAUCUGAUUGUUAACGAAACUGAUGUUGUCCAUAUAACAAAGAAACAACUACAUUUUAUAGACACAGAAUCUCCAGAAAGAGAACUUAUUUACACUGUAACUAAGCCUCCAUGCCGAUCAUCAUCCUUUUCCAGUGACCUAGAUGCUGGAAAGAUAUUUCUUGCAGACAGUAUACAGAAAUUUGUAAAGGAUCAUUCUGCUACCACAACAUCAACUUUCAGUCAACAUGCAGUGAGCCACAUGAAGGUUGCAUAUAUGCCUCCCAUGGAAGAUAUCGGUCCUGAUAUUCUACAUGUCAGCCUUACCUUAUCAGUCAGUAAUCAGCAUGGAGGUACCUUGUAUGGUAUCUGCUUCAAUAUCACAAUACUUCCGGUAGACAACCAACCGCCACAGGUAUUGGCAUAUGAUCUGAGAGUGGAGGAAGGCAGCUCCCAUCCCUUAACUGUGGAACAUGUUUAUAUCAGUGACAAGGACACAAAUCAAGACAAGCUUCGUAUCACUUUGCAAGCAGCACCGUUACAUGGAACAAUUCAACUAGAUGGCAGACCAAUUAAUGAAGGAGAACAAUUCCGCUACCUGGACUUCAGCAUGUUAAAAGUUAGGUACCAGCAUGAUGGUUCAGAGACCCUAGAAGAUGAAAUUAAAUGUAUUGCUACAGAUGGUAUCAACUCUGCUGAGUUUCUUCUAAAAAUACAGGUUUUACCAGUAAAUGAUGAGCCACCAGUUAUGAAGGACAACCUCUUACCAACAAUAUACUGUUCAGAGGGAGAUGGAGUGGUCCUUUCAAGCGACUAUAUCUAUGCUGUUGAUGCAGAUAGCGAUGAUACGAAACUGAUGUUUAUGAUUGCACGCCAGCCUCGCUGGGGCAUUAUCCAGAAGAAUGGAGUCACCAUUGACCGGUUCUCUCAAAGAGAUGUUCUUGAAGGAGUUGUGAUCUACAAGCAUACCAGUGGAGAAAUUGGAUUGCAACCUUGCUAUGACAUUAUAACCCUUGUUAUCUCGGAUGCUGAAUUGGAUGCUGAUGUGAACAACUGCUGCUCUAAUGGACCCCUUCACCCGCUAGUGCCCAAUCAUGACUCUUUUCCAGUGUAUGACCUAAAUAUCACUGUUUUUCCUGUGGAUAACCAAUCACCAUCAAUCACAAUAGAUGACAUAUUUACUGUGAAUGAAGGCAAAUCAUGUACAAUUACUGUAAGUCACUUACAUGCCAGUGACCCUGACACAGACAACAAUUAUUUGAAAUUUGUACUUGUUUCUCCUCCUCGAUAUGGCUACAUUGAAAAUAUUCUCCCAUCUCCAGGUUUUGAGAAAAGUAACAUGGGAAUAAGUAUUGAUUCAUUUACAUUGAAGGACAUCAUAUCACAAAAUAUAAACUAUGUCCAGUCGAGACAUCACCGGAUUGAACCAACUGCAGAUCAGUUUACUUUAUAUGUCACUGAUGGGAAACAUCACUCUCUGGAGAAGCCAUUUUACAUCAUAAUCAACCCAACAAAUGAUGAAGUUCCAGAAUUUAUGGCCAGAAAUAUCACAGUGGAGGAAGGCCAAAUGAGAGAACUUGAUCCUUCAGUAAUUAAUGUGUCAGACAUGGAUGUCCCCCAGAAUUACUUAUCAUUUACUGUUACAGUACAUCCUCAUCAUGGGUUACUUAUUGAAGAAGGUUUUGGAGUAGACCAAAUUAGACAACUACUUUCUAAAAGCGGCAAAAAUAGCACCGUUCCUAUGGUUUAUGACUUCGAAAUGGAACAACUCAGAAAUGGUAUGAAGCUAGCAUAUGUGCAUGAUGACUCUGAAAACCUUGCUGACAGCUUCACAAUCCGAUUGUCGGAUGGACAACAUGAAGUGGAGAGAACCAUCUUUGUUACGAUCAUUGGGGUUAAUGAUGAAAAACCAGUCCUUACAAAGCACUGUGAAGUAGUGCUGAGCCUGGGUGAAAAUUACAUUAUUUCAAGUGCUGUACUGUCAGCUGAAGAUAAAGACACUCCCAGAGAAGAAAUUUACUACAUAAUUGACCAAACUCCAGGCCAAGGAGAACUUCAAAUGAAGGUACAUGAAAAGUGGAUAAACUUAAAUACUGGAAUGAAAUGUAGUCAAGACGACAUUGAUAUGAAUCUGAUCAGAUAUGUCCACAGAGGAACACUUGGUUCAAAAAAUGAAGACAGCUUUACUUUCCACCUGUGGGAUGGCAGGAACAGGUCUCCUGAGCUACAAUUUCACAUCCUAGUUAAAGAUAUGGAGAAGGGAGACAUUGCAGUAUUUGUGAAAACACUUCAUGUGUCAAGAGGAGACCGGGUCAUCUUAAGCACUAAUGUUCUCCUGGCCACUGAUGGCACAGACAAGCCAGAAGAGCUGCUAUAUGUAGUCGUCUCCCCGCCGCAAUACGGGCAGAUUGAAUAUGCCAACCACCAUGGAAUUCCCAUAACAAGCUUCAGUCAGAUGGAUGUGGCCGCUCAGACUGUCUGCUAUGUCCACAAUGGCAAAGCUGCAGCUGCUGCUGAUACGUUCAAAUUCCUUGUCAGCAAUGGGCUGCGAACAAAACAUGGCACUCUGGAUAUAGCAGUGGAGAUGGUAGACAAAACUCUUCCAACGCUGUGCAAGAAUUAUGGUCUUAGACAGGUGAAAGGAUCUAUGGCAUUGAUCACCACAGAAAUUCUUCAGGCAACUGACCCAGAUACAUCACUGGAGAAUAUUACCUUUCUGAGUCAACCUCCCCAGUAUGGGCAAAUAUAUUUAAGAGGGGGCACCAACUGAAGGAGAGCAACUUUAACCCAGAAAGAUAUUGAAAAUAUGGAUGUUGCCUACAGACAUGGAGGGCAGGAUGCUCAGAUUGACAAGUUAACAUUUCUUGUUAUGGAUAAAACAAAUAAAGGAUUUAUAAUGGAUGGAAAGGUGCAGAUGAAUCCAGUGCCGUUCAUUAUACAGGUUGAUUUUCCAGAUGAUACCAGUCCUAGAAUUGUCCACCUUUACUGUGCAGCACAAAUUCAGCUUCUCGAUGAUGAUCGGUAUGGAAUCUACAUAACAUCUAGGGAAAUAAAGGCUAUUGAUCCAGGGACAGAGGAGGAAAAAAUUAUCUUUAAAAUAUUAAGAGCUCCUCAGAGGGGAUACCUGGAGAAUGUUGUAUCAGGCGAUUUUAUUUCAGACCAAUUCACGCAGAAGGACUUGAGCAGCAAAUCUUUAUUGUACGUAGUAAACCCAUCAGUUGACGUCUAUGAAGAUUCAGUGGAAUUUGAAGUUACAGAUCCAUCUGGAAACAGAGCUGCACCUCAAAUCUUGGAAAUAAAAUGGUCUCACGUUGAGUUGCUCCAGGACAUGUAUGAGGUGUGUGAGACGGAGGCACUGGUGUCUUUGAAGAUAACACGCUGGGGUUACUCUGUAGACUCUGCUUUCAUUUCACUACAGGUAAAUGGAGUAAGUGCUGUGGAUGGAAAAGAUUUUUCUUCAAGCUCUUCAAGACUAAUCCAGUUUGACCCAGGAGUGUCAACCAGGACGUGGAAUAUAGCAAUUACCCAAGAUGGAUUAGAAGAGGACGAUGAGACCUUUGAAGUGAUUCUAAAUUCUCCCGUGAAUGCCGUUCUUGGCACUAAUACAAGAGCUGUAGUGAAAAUUGUGGACCCCAGAGGAGGAAUUUGCCAUUUAGGGAAGGUAAAAAGUACUGUGACAAACUGCACCAAUAAGCCAGUACAUCUACAAUGUAGCCAUAGCCUGGGAGAAUCUCCACGUCCUAACCUAAAAGGGGAAGAAGGAGUCAUCAGAGGAGAUGUGCUAGAAGAAUUUAGCCCUACACAGAAUGAAAAGAAAAGACUCAGGCUUGUCGGAAAUGGAAAAUCAGUAAAACCAUCAUCUGUGCACCAUAAUGGAACUGACACCAUUUAUACAUAUCAUGGCAUAGUGUCACUUAGACUGGAAGAAGAGAGAAUCAACUCCAGCAAGGUAGCCAGGUUAUCAGUGACAAACCAUGGUCAGCCAAGGAUGGAAGCUGCAUCCCGAAGGGCAGAUCAUCUACAGUCAGACAGAGCUCUGGUGACCACUGAUUCUUCUGCUGCAAAAAAGAAGACAUCGCAAUUUCCAAAGGAAUGUACUCCAGGGUUGAGAGGACUUCUGCAUUUUGAUCAAAAGAGCCAAAAGCUUUUCCAGUGUGAUGGUUCAUCAUGGAAUACCUGGGUACCUACAGCCAAGGCAACAAAAUGUCCAUUUGGCUGGACUCCACAUGACAGCAGCUGCUACAAACAUAUCACUGAGCAGAAGGCCAUGUGGAUCACCGCCGCCCGGAUAUGUCGGGAAGAAUAUCAUGCUACACUUGUAGACAUAUUCACUAAAGAGCAAAUGGAUUGGCUGUGGAACUUCAGUGGGAGGAAAUCUUUUUGGAUCGGACUCAAUGAUCGAGUAAACCAUGGCAAAUGGGAAUGGAGCAAUGGAGAGAAGGCUGCAUACACUAACUGGAAAAGAAGUCCACCUCCCCGGUCAAAAAAAGGGAGAAAUUGUGUUUCAGUACAAAAAAAAGGGAAAUGGCAGGUCAAGAGCUGCCGGAAAACGUAUUAUUAUAUAUGCUCAAAAAAUAUGUAACAAAUAUGACUUUUACUAAUUGAUGUACAAUAUUAAUUAUAUUUAUUAUUCUGAUUUCAAUUGCUUAAUUUGAUUGUUCAUCUCUAUAUCUAUCUAUUUCCUAUCUAUCUAUCGAUUUAUCUAUCUAUGUAUCUAUCUAUCUAUCUAUCUCCUAUCUAUCUCUCUAUCUAUCUAUCUAUCUAUCUAUCUAUCUAUCUAUCUAUC
Messenger RNA from Bufo bufo (common toad), 7244 nucleotides. It is a transcript of the gene FREM1, whose product is annotated as FRAS1 related extracellular matrix 1. NCBI's taxonomy places the organism in Eukaryota, Metazoa, Chordata, Amphibia, Anura, Bufonidae. Gene Ontology annotation, cellular component: membrane. The record is from RefSeq and is a predicted model, not a curated record. Gene Ontology annotation, biological process: cell communication.